Messenger RNA from Gracilinanus agilis (Agile Gracile Mouse Opossum), 1795 nucleotides. It is a transcript of the gene ART5, whose product is annotated as ADP-ribosyltransferase 5. Gene Ontology annotation, molecular function: NAD+ poly-ADP-ribosyltransferase activity; NAD+-protein-arginine ADP-ribosyltransferase activity. NCBI's taxonomy places the organism in Eukaryota, Metazoa, Chordata, Mammalia, Didelphimorphia, Didelphidae. The record is from RefSeq and is a predicted model, not a curated record. The transcript has 4 exons. Bases 350 to 1348 code for a protein of 332 amino acids.
AGAGAUUGAAGUUAUCGAUGAGUCAAGCCAUCAUAGGGGCAAGGAGCUGUUCUAGAGUCUACCCAGCAAGGAUGAUAAACUCAGAAUUGAGGAUGAUCUCAGAGCCAGAAGAGACCUCUAAUUUUCCAGCCUAACCUCUGCUCCAAGAAUGAAUCUGUCCACAAGUAAUCAUGUAGUUUCUGUUUGAAGACCUCCAGUGAUGUCCAACUGACCCUUUUGGUAGGCUAUCCAUUCCACUAUGGGUCAGCCUUGAGUUCUGAAAAAUUCUUCCUUCUGUGGAGUGGAAAUUUACCUUCUGUGACUUCUCUGGCUUUUGGCUCAUUGUCUACUCUCUGGAUCCUAGCAAAAUAUGCCUAAUACUUCUGUCUCUGUGUCCCUGUUGUGCUUUUUCCUCCUAGUUACUUUACUUAAACCUCAAAAAGCUAUGAUUGCUUAUCCUCACCUGGACUCAGCCACCCUCCUUUGGACACACACCAGUUUGGCCCAAGUUAUGCCAGUCGUGCCUUUGGGCCCAGCUCCUAACACCUUUGAUGAUGCCUACUUGGACUGUGAGGAGCAGAUGGAGAAGGAGGCCACCCAUCUGCUCCAGGAGGAGAUGGCGCACCACUCCCUGCUCCGGGAAUCUUGGGGGGCUGCCACAGUUGCCUGGGAGAGUCGGAGGAGGGGGCUCUCUCUGCCCGUGGGUUUCCGAACCCAGCAUGCUGUGGCUAUCAUGGUCUACACUAAUUCAUCCAACUCCCUGUACCAGGAGCUGAACUCGGCCGUGAGGACGGCGGGCAGCUCUCGGGAGGACUACAUGAAGCACUUCCCCUUCAAGGCCCUGCAUUUCUACCUGAUGCAGGCCCUGCAGCUGCUGAGAGCUUCUAAGAGCUGUCAGGAGGGCCUUGGACAGGAAGUGUUCCGAGGCGUGAGCACCCUCCGCUUCCAGCCUCAGCAGCUGGGAGACGUCAUUCGCCUCGGCCAGUUCGCUUCCACCUCGGAGGAGAAAGGGGUGGCGCAGGGAUUUGGGAACGCGACCUUCUUCACCGUGAGCACUUGUUUUGGAGUUCCCAUACGAGCCUUUUCAGUCUUCCCAGAAGAACGAGAGGUCCUCAUCCCUCCUCAUGAGAUUUUCCUGGUGUCGGGUUUCUCUCAGGACGGGGUCCGAAACCUGGUGACCAUCAGGAGCCUUAAUCAGACCUGCAGCCACUUCAACUGCGCCUACCUUGGAAGAGAAAAGAAAGAAAGCUGUGUAUCUAACCCAGGACAAAGUUGGGAAGCUCUCUUCCCAGGAUCUUGGCCUCAGCUAAUGCCAAGGACUCUGCUCCUGCCUCAUGGGGCCUUCCAGCUCUCAGGUCCAGUUCCCUGACCAUCCAACUUCUGACCUGGGGAAUUGUAGGGACAUGUUGGUCCUCCUGCUUGUGUAGGCCUGGCCAGGCUGAGGGCAGCUUGGAGAAGAAGAGGAAAAGGAUGAAGAUAAGGGCGAGAAUGAUGAAGGUGUUUGGGAGUUGAUCUGUGAGUAGUGUCCGUCCUGGGAUCAGGGCAGGGGCCUUAUGCCCCUCAGACCAGUCCGAUGUGGAACUGCAAUAGGUGAGGCCACUCCACUCUGUGGUUGUUGCCGUGACCACCUCUCAAUAAAAGACCUUGCAAAAUGUCUGCCUUCUUCUUCCAACUACAGGGCUAUGAUAGCUCCUCUCCUUGGCGGGUAGGUCCCCUGGCCAGUCACUUGGUCACUUAUUCAGCCAAAAAUGUUUCAGAAAGGGCUUUCCAUGUGUUCUUCUCUGAUGCACUGCAGUAAAGCUGUUCAUUGUCCUCA